This is a messenger RNA of Schistocerca americana (American grasshopper), 891 nucleotides long. RefSeq names its product ankyrin repeat domain-containing protein 6-like. The record is from RefSeq and is a predicted model, not a curated record. The transcript has 2 exons. NCBI's taxonomy places the organism in Eukaryota, Metazoa, Arthropoda, Insecta, Orthoptera, Acrididae. Bases 1 to 891 code for a protein of 296 amino acids. Gene Ontology annotation, molecular function: protein binding.
AUGUUCCAGCACGACACACUGGAGGCCAGCACAGGUGAAGUCAGCAUCACGGAUAUGGAGGGCCCAGUUUUGCGCCAGCUGCUCUCAUACACGUACACCCUCCAUGCCCCCCAGCUGUCCAGCAUGACCCCACAAAUGCUGGCAGCUGCUGAUAAGUACGGCUUGUCGGCCCUGAAGGCUGCUUGUGAGCAGCAGCUGGCCACGCAGCUGACUGUGGAGAGCGUGGCAGCCACAGCUGUCCUGGCAGUGAGGCACUGCUGCCCAAGCCUGACUCCGGCUUCAGUCGCCUUCAUAAAAGACCACAACUUCCGAGUAAUGGCUACACAGGGCUGGGCAGACAUGAUGCGUAGCCACACUGAAGAUUUGAUUGAAGUGAGUCGCCUGCUUGCUGAACCACCAGAAGAAAUCAGGAGUCUUUCGGUCGAGGAGAAAGACAGGAGGCUGAUCCAGGCAGCUGAGGAGGGGGCAGUGGAGGAGAUACGGACUCUGCUCGCCGCAGGUGCUGACUUAGGAGUGAGGGACAAGUACAUGGGGACCGCCCUGCAUUGUGCAGCGAGGGAGGGACACGUAGAUGCAGUGAAGUAUCUGGUGGAGUGUGGAGCAGGCCUGGAAGACAGGAACAGGAAGCAGAGCACUCCUCUGCACUUAGCUGCAUGGAAAGGCCACACGGCUGUGGUGCGGCUGCUGGUGGCUUGUUCUGCAGACCCCAACGCCAAGGGUGACUGUGGGUGGACGCCACUGCACUUUGCGGCAUGCUAUGGUCACACAGAAGUGGCAGCUGUGCUGCUGGAGGCGGGAUCUGACAGGAGCGCAAGAGAUAACAGUGGGAACACACCACUGGACCUUGCUAGACAUAACAAUCAGCAGCAGCUCGUAGGGAUACUCACGUGA